This is a messenger RNA of Ostrinia nubilalis (European corn borer), 1308 nucleotides long. Its product is annotated as sulfotransferase 1B1-like. Gene Ontology annotation, biological process: sulfation. NCBI's taxonomy places the organism in Eukaryota, Metazoa, Arthropoda, Insecta, Lepidoptera, Crambidae. Gene Ontology annotation, molecular function: sulfotransferase activity. The record is from RefSeq and is a predicted model, not a curated record. The transcript is spliced from 8 exons. Gene Ontology annotation, cellular component: cytoplasm. Bases 74 to 1120 code for a protein of 348 amino acids.
AAUAAGGGAAAAGGAGAUUAAUGUGAAUUAGAACAAUGCAACGAACGAACUAACCCUGCAGAUUUAAUACAAAAUGAGGCACGGUACGAGUAGCAGUGAUUUUCCUUACGUUAUAAAUGAUGUGGAGCCUGAGGAAUUCGCAGAGUUACAGAAAACCUUCAAUACGGCUUUCACAGAUGGAUACGUGCGGGUCGGUCCCAAAGGUUAUUUCCUGAAGAGCGGCUAUAGGAAAGAAGCAGCGAAAAUAUACAACAUGUCACUCAGGCCGGAUGACGUCUGGGUAGUGACUUUCCCUAAAUCGGGCACUACAUGGGUCCAAGAAAUGGUGUGGAUGGUUGCAAAUGAUUUUGACUACGAAACAUCAAAGGCCGUUCUUUUAGUCAACAGAUUUCCGUUUUUAGAGAGAAAGAUCAUCUACAACGAUAAGGCACAGAAAAAAUUUAAAGAAAUGACCGCUGAUAAAGAGGAGAAUAUAAAAAUGUACUUAAGUUCAGAGAAGUCCUACUUAGCUGCAGAUCGUCCCUCUCCUCGGUUCUUCAAGUCUCACUUGCCUCUGUCGCUGCUGCCCCCGUCUCUGCUGGCCACCUCGAGGGUGGUGUACGUGGCGCGCGACCCGCGAGACGUCGCCGUCUCGUACUAUUACCACUACAAGCUCUUCGCUUUCUAUGGAUACUUCGGUAACUUUAAGCAGUUCUGGGAAUCUUUCGUGAAGGGUGACGUGGAUUAUUGUUCAUACUUUGAACACUUAAAAGAAGUUUGGGGGCAGAGACAUCACGCUAACCUGCUUAUUUUGUUCUAUGAAGAUCUUAUCAAGGACCUGCCCGGCGGCAUUCGCCGCGUAGCACGUUUUCUAGGAAAGGAGCCAAGCGAGGCGCAAGUCAGGGCUCUCAGCGAACACCUCAAGUUUGACAACUUCAAGAAGAAUAAGUCAGUAAACUUCGAGCCCUUAAAGAAAAUGGGAUUUGAAGACAUGAAUGUAGGAAAGACUGUGUCUUUUAUACGAAAGGGCAAGGCGGGCGGCUGGCGCGAGCACUUCGACGAGCAGAUGGCGGCGCAGGCGCAGCAGUGGAUCGACGACAACUUGCGCGGGACCGACCUGCGUUUCCCGGGGCACGACUAACCAUACACAAUCGACACCAGAUAUAAUCAUAACUAUACAAUUCUUUUGUGAAAUAGAAUGUUUUACAAAUUAUAUUUUUCACUUAUAACCAAACUAAUAAAAGGGCAAAACAUAAACAGAAUUAACUUUCAAUGCAAGGACGCUUCUGUCCCUUUUCCCAAAAGUGACGCGAAGGGUUAGCAGGUGAA